ACAGUUUUACUAAGCAGAGAAAAAGUUGCAUCUUCUCCUUCUUCUUCCCUUUUCCGAUUUUCUCUCCAAUUUUCUGAUUAUCUCUCAAAUUUUCUCACUCAAACACACCAUUGCUACUGUGAAACCUCAACUCUUACUUAUCUUUCCUUUCUCUUUUUUACUUCCACAACAUUUUUUUUUCUUUCUCUAAACUCAUUCCUUAAUAUUUUUCAUCGUUUCUGAGUUUACAUUGAAAAAUCAUAGAAAUUUAUUUAGAGGGCGAGUUUUUUUGUGUGGGUAUGUUUGAGAUCGAUCUCAUCAGGGAAAUCAAAUUUCUGUGCAUCUGAAGUUUCUACAUUUAAGUGGUUGCUGAUUGGCGGGUUUUCUCCUUUUGGGUUUCUAAUUUUAAAAGGAAAAUGUCUCAGAAGGUUACACCAUUUGUUCAGUCACUUAAAUCGAUGCCGGCAGAUUAUAGGUUUCUUGGUUCACCAAUCUCUGAUCCCCUUGAGACUUCCUCUGGCUCAAGUGUUUGUGUGACCGAUUUGCUUAUUCCACGAAAUGGUUACUUGAAGAAUGGUGUUAGUGGAACUGAAAAUGCUAAUGAGGAUUCACCGUAUAGCGUGCAAAGCGUUUCAAUUGGAGAACGUUCUUCAAUUGAUGAUGGAGAUCCUGUUGUGCCCUUGCCUCAGAGUAAUGAUCGUCGCUGGAGCGACACAAGCGCAUAUGCUCGGAAAAAGGUACUGCAAUUUUGGGUGCAACUUCCAAACGGUAACUGGGAGCUGGGGAAGGUAUUGUCAACUUCAGGAGAAGAGUCUGUUAUUAAACUGCCUGAGGGAAAAGUUUUAAAAGUCAUAUCAGAGACUCUAGUACCUGCAAAUCCUGAUAUUCUUGAUGGAGUAGACGAUCUCAUGCAACUAAGUUACUUAAAUGAGCCAGCAGUGUUGUACAACCUUGAGUAUAGGUACAACCAGGACAUGAUAUAUACAAAAGCAGGGCCCGUUCUGGUGGCUGUGAAUCCUUUCAAGGAGGUUCCUUUGUAUGGAAGUCGCAACAUUGAAGCAUAUAAGAAUAGAUCAAAUGGGAGCCCUCAUGUCUAUGCUAUUGCAGAUACAGCAAUCCGUGAAAUGAUACGAGAUGAAGUUAACCAAUCUAUCAUUAUCAGUGGAGAGAGUGGAGCAGGGAAAACUGAGACAGCAAAGAUUGCAAUGCAGUACUUGGCUGCUCUUGGAGGUGGAAGUGGGAUCGAGUAUGAGAUAUUAAAGACUAAUCCCAUCUUGGAAGCAUUUGGAAAUGCAAAAACAUUGAGAAACGAUAAUUCUAGUCGUUUCGGGAAGCUGAUAGAGAUUCAUUUUAGUGAAACAGGAAAGAUUUCUGGUGCCAAAAUUCAAACAUUUUUACUGGAAAAGUCUAGAGUGGUUCAAUGUGCGGAAGGAGAAAGGUCAUAUCACAUAUUUUAUCAACUUUGUGCUGGGGCUUCACCUACGCUUAGAGAGAAGCUAAACUUGAGAAGCGCAAAAGAGUAUAAAUAUUUGAUACAGAGCAAUUGCUAUUCAAUUAAUGGAGUUGAUGACGCAGAACUUUUCAACGCCGUUAAGGAAGCUCUAGAUAUUGUGCACGUUAGUAAAGAAGAUCAAGAAAGUGUAUUUGCAAUGCUUGCAGCAGUAUUAUGGCUGGGGAAUGUUUCUUUCAACAUUAUUGACAAUGAAAAUCACGUUGAACCUGAACCAGAUGAAAGUUUGUCAACUGUUGCUAAAUUGAUGGGGUGCAACAUCAAUGAGCUUAAACUAGCUCUAUCGAAGCGUAAUAUGAGAGUUGGAAAUGAUACUAUUGUACAGAAGCUAACACUAUCGCAGGCCAUUGACGCAAGAGAUGCUUUAGCAAAGUCAAUCUAUGCCUGCCUGUUUGACUGGCUGGUUAAACAGAUAAACAAAUCUCUUGCGGUGGGAAAGAGGAGAACUGGCCGAUCCAUCAGCAUUCUUGAUAUCUAUGGCUUUGAAUCAUUCAAUAAAAAUAGUUUUGAGCAGUUCUGUAUAAAUUAUGCAAAUGAGAGAUUGCAGCAACACUUUAAUCGUCAUUUAUUCAAGCUGGAGCAGGAGGAAUAUAUCCAGGAUGGCAUUGACUGGACAAGGGUUGAUUUUGAGGACAACCAAAAUUGUCUUGGUCUCUUUGAAAAGAAACCAUUAGGUCUGCUCUCACUUCUGGAUGAGGAAUCCACAUUUCCGAAUGGCACAGAUUUGACACUUGCAAACAAGCUGAAACAACAUCUAAAUGCUAAUUCAUGUUUUAGAGGAGAUCGAGGGAAGGCUUUCACGGUUGCUCAUUACGCUGGAGAGGUUACAUAUGAGACGACUGGCUUUCUAGAGAAGAACCGGGAUUUGCUGCAUUCGGAUUCAAUUCAACUUUUGUCAUCUUGCUCUUCCCACCUUCCCCAAGCGUUUGCUUCUAGUAUGCUCAUUCAUUCUGAAAAACCUAUUGUUGGUCCUUUAUACAAAGCAGGUGGAGCUGAUUCCCAGCGACUGAGUGUAGCAACUAAAUUUAAGGGUCAACUUUUCCAAUUGAUGCAACGUCUAGGGAACACUACUCCGCAUUUCAUUCGCUGUAUAAAGCCAAACAAUGUUCAAUCUCCCGGGUUGUAUGAGCAAGGGCUUGUCUUACAGCAGCUAAGAUGUUGUGGGGUCUUAGAGGUGGUUCGAAUUUCCCGGUCAGGAUUUCCUACGAGAAUGUCUCAUCAGAAAUUUGCCCAAAGGUAUGGUUUUCUUCUGCUGGAGAGUAUUGCAGCCAAAGAUCCUCUAAGUGUUUCGGUUGCAAUUCUUCAUCAAUUCAAUAUCUUGCCAGAGAUGUAUCAAGUUGGCUACACAAAACUGUUUUUCAGAACUGGCCAGAUUGGAGUUCUGGAGGAUACAAGGAAUCGCACUCUUCAUGGUAUUUUACGUCUCCAAAGCUGUUUUAGAGGGCACCAAGCACGCUGUCGUCUAAAAGACCUUAAAGGAGGAAUUACUGUUCUUCAAUCAUUUGUUCGUGGAGAAAAGAUAAGAAAAGAUUACGCAGAGUUACUACGGAGGCAUCGAGCUUGUACUGAUAUACAAAGCCAUGUUAAGAGAAGGAUUGCUAAGAGACAGUAUAAAGCCAAGGUUGAUGCAUCCAUUGUUCUACAGUCAGCAAUUCGUGGCGAGCUGGUUAGAAGAUGCGCAGGGGAUAUUGGUUGGCUAAAAUCUGGAGGCUUUAAGGGAAAUGAGUCAAAGGAGGUGCUAGUGAAAGCAUCAGUACUUUCCGAACUUCAGCGCAGGGUUCUGAAAAGCGAAGCUGCUCUUCGUGAGAAAGAAGAGGAGAACGAUAUUCUCCGACAAAGACUCCAGCAGUAUGAUAACCGGUGGUCUGAAUAUGAAACCAAGAUGAAAUCCAUGGAAGAAAUUUGGCAAAAGCAGAUGAGAUCAUUGCAAUCUAGUCUUUCCAUUGCAAAGAAAAGCCUAGAAGUGGAGGACUCAGCGAGAAACUCGGAUGCGUCGGUGAACGCAUUUAGCGAUGCGACGGAUUUAUCAGGAAGUGGUGAUUUCAGGACACAUGGCAGGACAAGAAGUGUAGGAGUCGUGGGUUUAAGCGUGAUAAGCCGGUUAGCAGAAGAGUUCGGACAAAGAGCACAAGUGUUUGGUGAUGACACAAAGUUCUUGAUGGAAGUGAAAUCUGGUCAGGUGGAAGCAAACUUGAAUCCGGAGAGGGAGCUAAGAAGGUUGAAACAGAUGUUUGAGACAUGGAAGAAGGAUUAUGGAGGGAGAUUAAAGGAAACGAAACUGAUACUAAGCAAACUUGGGAGUGAAGAAACAGGUGGUUCAGUGGAGAAGCCGAAGAUGAAGUGGUGGGGGAGGUUGAGGAGUACUAGGUAUUAAAAUUGGUCUCUUCUUGAGACGAACGUCUCUUUUUUACACGUUUGUUGUUCUCUGUGAGGUUUUGGUUUUAUUGUUGAGAAGUAAAAAGGCUCUCCAUUGGAUUAAAAGAGUCACGUUUCUCGUUUCCAUCCAAAUCCACCGGCAAAUUCAGUAAAUAAUUUUUUUUUUCUAUAUAUUAAACAUGUAUUUUAUAAAUAUCGAUUUGUUAAUAAAGCUUCACAAAUCUUGUGGACCA
This is a messenger RNA of Eutrema salsugineum, 4098 nucleotides long. RefSeq names its product myosin-3. The record is from RefSeq and is a predicted model, not a curated record. Gene Ontology annotation, biological process: vesicle transport along actin filament; actin filament organization. Bases 396 to 3863 code for a protein of 1155 amino acids. NCBI's taxonomy places the organism in Eukaryota, Viridiplantae, Streptophyta, Magnoliopsida, Brassicales, Brassicaceae. Gene Ontology annotation, molecular function: ATP binding; microfilament motor activity; actin filament binding. Gene Ontology annotation, cellular component: myosin complex; actin cytoskeleton; cytoplasm. The transcript is spliced from 24 exons.